Molecule: messenger RNA, 3072 nt
Organism: Poecilia reticulata (guppy)
Lineage: Eukaryota; Metazoa; Chordata; Actinopteri; Cyprinodontiformes; Poeciliidae
Gene: sec23a
Product: Sec23 homolog A, coat complex II component
Biological process (GO): COPII-coated vesicle budding; endoplasmic reticulum to Golgi vesicle-mediated transport; COPII-coated vesicle cargo loading
Cellular component (GO): COPII vesicle coat; endoplasmic reticulum exit site
Molecular function (GO): GTPase activator activity; zinc ion binding
Source: RefSeq, a predicted model, not a curated record
UGACGUGGCAACCGCUGCCGCCAUAUUGUUUUACUUCGUUGUCAGCGCGAGGAGAGGAGCGGCGGGUUCGCAGCAGCGUCUGCCAACCCCCACAGCUUUCCUGUGACCUUGUGACCCUUGCUUCGACAUGGCCACCUUCGCCGAGUACAUCGCUCAGAACGAGGAGCGUGACGGCGUCCGCUUCAGCUGGAACGUCUGGCCUUCCAGCCGUCUGGAGGCGACCCGCAUGGUGGUGCCGGUGGCCGCUCUGUUCACACCACUGCGGGAGAGAAGCGACCUGCCCCCAAUCCAGUACGAACCCGUCCUGUGCAGCCGUGCCACCUGCCGUGCGGUCCUCAACCCACUCUGCCAAGUGGACUACAGAGCCAAGCUGUGGGCCUGUAACUUCUGCUACCAGAGGAACCAGUUUCCUCCAUCCUACGCCGGCAUCUCAGAGGUGAACCAGCCCGCUGAGCUGCUGCCUCACUUCUCCACCAUCGAGUAUGUUGUGCAGCGGGGCCCUCAGAUGCCGCUUGUCUUCCUGUACGUGGUGGACACCUGCAUGGAGGACGAGGACUUGCAGGCUCUGAAAGAGUCUCUGCAGAUGUCCCUGUCUCUGCUGCCCCCCACCGCUCUGGUGGGACUCAUCACCUUUGGACGCAUGGUUCAGGUCCACGAGCUGGGCUGUGAGGGGAUCUCCAAGAGUUACGUCUUCAGAGGCACAAAGGACCUGAACGCCAAGCAGCUGCAGGACAUGCUCGGUCUAACAAAGCCCUCUGCAGCUCAGGGUCGAGGGCCUCAAACCUCCCAGCAGCCUCUGUCCAACAGGUUCUUGCAGCCAGUGCAGAAAAUUGACAUGAACCUGACUGACCUGUUGGGGGAGCUGCAGCGCGACCCCUGGCCUGUCACUCAGGGGAAGAGGCCGCUGCGCUCGCUGGGUGUCGCCAUGUCUAUUGCUGUGGGGCUUCUGGAGUGCACCUUCCCUAACACCGGCGCCCGGAUCAUGACGUUCAUCGGGGGCCCUGGUACGCAGGGACCAGGGAUGGUGGUCGGGGACGAGCUGAAGACCCCCAUCAGGUCCUGGCAUGACAUCGAGAAGGACAAUGCCAAGUUCAUGAAGAAAGCUACCAAGCAUUUCGAGGCUCUCGCUAACAGAGCUUCCACUAAUGGCCACAUCAUCGACAUUUACGCCUGCGCUCUCGAUCAGACGGGUUUGCUGGAGAUGAAAUGCUGCCCCAACUACACAGGAGGAUACAUGGUGAUGGCCGACUCCUUCAACACGUCUCUGUUCAAACAAACCUUCCAGAGGGUUUUCACCAAAGACGUCCAGGGAUCGUUCAAGAUGGCCUUUUCUGCCACACUUGAGGUCAAGACAUCCAGAGAGAUCAAAGUGUGUGGCGCGAUCGGCCCCUGCGUGUCUCUGAGCGCAAAAGGACCCUGUGUGUCUGAAAACGAGAUUGGGACGGGAGGAACCUGCCAGUGGAAGAUCUGCGGUCUUGAUGCCAGCACAACGCUGGCUCUUUACUUUGAGGUCGUGAACCAGCAUAAUGCUCCGAUCCCUCAAGGUGGCAGGGGAGCCAUACAGUUCGUCACGCAGUACCAGCACUCCUCAGGGCAAAGACGCAUCCGAGUCACCACAACUGCAAGAAACUGGGCUGAUGCUCAGACUCAGAUCCAGAGCAUAGCGGCAUCGUUCGACCAGGAGGCGGCAGCCAUCUUGAUGGCCAGGUUGGCGGUUUACCGGGCAGAAACGGAGGAAGGACCUGAUGUGCUUCGAUGGUUGGAUAGACAGCUGAUCAGACUGUGCCAGAAGUUUGGUGACUAUCACAAGGACGAUCCCAACUCCUUUAGAUUUUCGGAGACGUUCUCCCUCUACCCUCAGUUCAUGUUCCAUCUGCGGCGCUCCCCGUUCCUGCAGGUGUUCAACAACAGUCCUGAUGAGAGUUCCUAUUACCGACACCAUUUCAACAGGCAGGACCUGACCCAGGCCCUCAUCAUGAUCCAGCCUGUGCUGUAUGCCUACUCCUUCAACGGCCCACCUGAGCCAGUGCUCUUGGACAGCAGCAGCAUCCUGCCGGACCGAAUUCUGCUGAUGGACACCUUCUUCCAGAUCGUUAUCUACCAUGGAGAGACUGUGUCUCAGUGGAGGAAAGCUGGCUACCAGGACAUGCCUGAGUAUGAAAACUUUAAGCACCUCCUCCAGGCUCCGGCGGACGAUGCUCAAGAGCUGCUGCACACUCGCUUCCCCAUGCCAAGAUACAUCGACACGGAGCAUGGCGGCAGCCAGGCUCGUUUCCUGCUCUCCAAGGUCAACCCUUCUCAAACUCACAACAACAUGUACGCUUGGGGCCAGGAGUCCGGGGCUCCCAUCCUUACAGACGACGUCAGCCUGCAGGUGUUCAUGGACCACCUGAAGAAGCUGGCCGUCUCCAGCGCUGCCUGACCCCGCCUGACCCCGCCUGACCCCGCCUCGUGCAUGCGUUCGCUGCCUGAACCGAGCAACAAGCACUCCGUUUCUGUCAGUGUUACUUUCAGCAGCAGGUCCAGGAUAUUUCCACUUGUUAGUUUGUUUUCAUUUUGCCGCUCCUGCKCCAGUCAGUAAAAAUUCUCAUCUAAUCUAAACCCAGGCAGGUCAGGACCGCGCCUGCAGAGCAGUAAGCAGCUCUGGUGACUUUCUGUGUGUCAACUUUGCUUCAUCUGAAUGUUCCAAACAUUUUAAGUUAGACUCUUAAAGAGUCUGCCAGCGUGACAUCCAACAAAAACUCCAACUGUAACCUGUGAGCAGCAUAGAAACCAGCUUGGAGUCUUUCAGUGAAUGUAUUGCUGGUUUAUAUUUCCAUAUUUGACUAAUUUCACAAACUUUCAAGCAGCUGCUUUAUAGUAAACAUACAGCCGCCAUUUUUCCCCUUAUUGUUUUGGUUUUACAGUGUUUGUUUAUAUUUAUGUGAACUAGUUUAUGGUCUUCUCCUCAACUUUAAAAACCCAUUUUCAAUUCAGACACUAAGAGUUUUGCCCAGGCAAGUGAAUGCAUGUAUUCCUGUCAUUCUGUGUGUUUCAUGUUUGCAGUAAAGCUGUGCUGUGGAGAGCCACUGA